AUGGACUAUGACUGUCCAGAAGGCAAGGAAUAUCUCCUGCAGGACGUCCCCACAAUCUUCCAGCAAGUUGACACACCCCCCAAAAUCGGUAACUUUGCGGCAAUCACUGAACACAAUUUGCUAAAUUCUGCACGCCGUUCCUUAAACGCUAGUUUCAUCUGGCUAAUUUGGAGCAAACAGAAGUACACAUCCGACAUAGAAACUCUUAACCUCAACUUCGACACUGAGAUGACGUGGGUGUAUCCUGAAACUGACCUCGAUCGGUUUACCUUGUACGACCUCUAUAAAAUCAACUACAGCUGGCCCAUAUAUGGCACCAAGGCGGGCUACUGGAGCCCCAGGAGGGGUCUUCAUAUCACUUUAACUCAAUAUAAGUACACACGACGAAAUGAUAUGAAAGGCAUUGUGUUCACAGCUGCUUUAUUGGUAAACAACAUGCCAUUGAGGAACCUUCAAGAAGAACUGGUUAAACCAGAGAACAGGAUGAAGGACGCUAUGGCGACAUAUCAUUACAGACUGUUCCAAAUGCUCGAGCUGUCCUAUAACUUUUCGGUAAUCAUUAAGCCCACUUCGUUAUAUGGGUAUGUCGUUGAGAAUGGAAAACUUGAAGGUUUGUCACUGAUGAUGAAGAACCGAGAGGUAGACUUCAGUGUAUCCGGCCUGUUCAUCAAUCAAGCGCGAUACAUGUGUAUGGAUUACAUAAAUGCAAGAACUUGGAAGUACAGGAGCCUCGUUUUGUUCCGGCACCCUCCCGUGACAGGGGCAUACGGCGCGGUGCUCCUAACACCGUUCGAAAUGAAUGUGUGGAUAUCCUGCGCCGGGAUGUGGGUCCUCGUGAUCCUCACCAUCCGCUUCGUGUCUUGGAUAGAGACCAGCAUAUCGGACUUCUCAGCCACCAGUCACGAUGAGGAGACGGUGCGGUCCUGGAGUGACUCCCUCAUGAUUAUCGUGGGGACAAUAAGCGAACAAGGCACGACGAUGGAUUCGAAAUGGAUAUCAUGGCGAACGGCUCUUCUAGCGGCCUGCAUCCUAUCUGUUAUGGUGAACACCAGCUACUCGGCCAGUCUCGUGUCUUCACUCCUCAGCACACCAACGAAAACAAUUCGCACCAUUCGUGACCUGAUUGAAAGUUCGCUCCAGUUCGCCGCAGAGGACAUAUCGUACAGCGUUGGGCUCUUUGCACUGAACCCCGAUCCUCUGGUUCACGAACUGUACGAGAAGAAGAUGGCGCCACCAAACACACCGUACUACAAGCGCGAUGUUGCUAUCCUCAAGAUGAGGAAAGAAUAUUUCGCAUUCCACACUGAGCCUAUGAAAGUAUAUCCUCAAAUUAGGGAAACUUACACCGAGGAAGAGAAGUGUGAGCUCACUGAAGUAGUAAUUUUCCCUCCUGAAUACUGCUACGUUGCUCUACCGUGGGCUUCGCCCUAUAAAGAAGCCAUUGCAAUAGCUAUGCGAAAAGUAAUCCAAAGUGGUAUAAUAAAUUAUCAAGAUCAAUUAUGGCUGGCUACGAAGCCCCCCUGCAUGAUGAAAGAGCAGUUCAUGAGUGUCGACAUGGAAAAGAUCUCACCCGCAUUCCUGAUCGUCGGCAUAGGAAUAAUUUUGGCCAUCAUCCUGCUCAUAGGCGAAAUAGCUAUGAAAAGAAGGAACAAGUCAGAUGUCUCAAAUCUGGCAUGACAUGUGGUCCAGCACAAGUUGCCAUGCCAUAGCUCAGAUGGUUAGUUGCCAGCUUCCCACGCAGUGGCAUAAGUUCAAACCCACGUGAGGUCAUGUGGGGUAAGUGGUGGACAAAGUGGCACUGAAGAAAGUAGUCUUCUGGGAUUUGGCACCGUGUAUAUGUGGUGUUA
Molecule: messenger RNA, 1847 nt
Organism: Cryptotermes secundus
Lineage: Eukaryota; Metazoa; Arthropoda; Insecta; Blattodea; Kalotermitidae
Product: ionotropic receptor 75a
Exons: 10
Coding region: 1-1677 (558 amino acids)
Cellular component (GO): membrane
Molecular function (GO): ligand-gated monoatomic ion channel activity
Source: RefSeq, a predicted model, not a curated record